GGAGGAGAAAAAUUUGCCUAACUUGAGAAGCUUCCGCGGAGGCACCUCCUGUGAUCGAAUCACAACCAUGUGAUUCCCCCUCCUCUCUCUCUCUCUCUCUCUCACUCUCUCUCUCUCUCUCUCUUCUCCGUGUCUUUGAGCGCGUGUCUAAUCUAUCCUUUCUCACACUAACUCUACUUUUUCAAAGAGGUCAACAACACUUACGAGCAACUUCAACCGUGUCUCCGUGUGUGCGUGCGAGUGAGGCUUUGAGACGUCCAUUUUAGAUGUGCCAAUUAGUUUCGUGUUCGAGUCCUGUAGUGGGUCAAACCAGAAACCGCGGUGCGUCACUGUUACAAGAAUUUUGAAGCUCCAUCUCUUUCUUGGAAGCUCUCAGUCUCUCCCCCCCUCCCCCAGAUUUUCUCUUCUGUCUCACCAGAAUCUUUAACCUAGAAGAAGAACAACAAAGGUGGGUCUACAGUCAAUUUGGCCCAUUUUCUAGAAUUAGGUUUCGGUUUGGUUUUGGCUCAGAUCCAGUAUCUGAAGAUCGAUUUGAACAUUGGUGAAGAAAGAGAGGUGGACAUGGAUUUUAGAGAGGGUUUUGUGGAGUUCGAAGAAGCCCAGAUUGUCAAAGGUAAGCAAAACCCUUUCUCUUACUCGUCCUCAUCGUCUUCACCCUCUUCUUCCACUUCUCAUCACCAACACAUGAGAGGCUUCUUUCCUGCUGGCAACGUCAAUAAUGGCCAGUGGGACACCCAGACGGGAUCUUGGUUAGCCCCCAGAUUCGACCGCGAAGCUGACGGCCGCUCGAAGCCCGAGCUCAUGGACGUGUCACCGCCUCGAGAUGACGAGGAUUCGCGUCCGCACGAGAGCUCGGCCGCUACCCCCGCUGCUCCUGCACCGCCGAUUGAGAGGGAGCACAUGUUUGAUAAGGUCGUCACGCCGAGCGACGUUGGCAAGCUGAAUCGCCUCGUCAUCCCGAAGCAGCAUGCUGAGAAGUACUUCCCGCUCGAUUCCUCGUCUAACGAGAAGGGCUUGCUCCUGAACUUUGAGGACCGCAACGGGAAGUCAUGGCGGUUCCGGUACUCUUACUGGAACAGCAGCCAGAGCUAUGUGAUGACGAAAGGGUGGAGCCGAUUCGUGAAGGAGAAGAAGCUGGACGCUGGGGACAUCGUCUCGUUCCAGCGCGGCGUCGGCGAGUUUGGCAAGGACCGUCUCUUCAUCGACUGGAAGCGGCGGCCUAACGCCCCAGACCCUCCCCCGAUGGCCGCGUUCCAACUCCCAGGCCCCUUCUCAUUGCAUCCUCGGGGCUCAGCGACAGCAGUCCCAUGGGGCCCUUUGCUAAUGCGGCCCGGGGCAGCUGCAGGUGCAAUGCACAUGUCCGCGAGGGACCACUUACAAACGUCGCACCUGGGUCCAUACCGUAACAGUUACGGAGGCGACAGUGGUUAUGGUUAUGGUUAUGGGAAUGUGGUGAGCUUGAACGCUUGUCCAAAUUCGUCGUCGGUGUAUUACCAGCUCAGAUCGAGCAUCGGUGCAGGCACAGCCCCCAGGCAAGUGUCCGCUGGGAUGGUGCAGGUUCAUCAAGGUGGGGGAGGCAGUGCCGGGGGGAACGAGCCAGUGGUAUUCGAUUCGGUGCCCCUGGUCCAAGGGAAAGUUGCAGCCAAGAGGCUGAGGCUGUUUGGAGUGAACAUGGAGUGCCCAAUUUCGGAGUCCGAUGACGAGUGCGACAUACUGUCCUCAACCUCUAUAUCACAUGCUUCAAUCUCAUCGCAAACCCACCAUAUGUCCUCUUCUCCACAGCAGCCUCCUCUCCAGUUGAGGCUAUACAAUGGUACGCCGUUGCCAACCAUCCAGGCCGAGUUCUUGAACAAGGGAAAGGCUUCGGUCUCCUCAUCCUUGGACUUGGAUAUUUGAAAGAAGAUGACCCAAAAGGAAUUGGCAUUACAUUGAUUGGUUUUGGUUUAUGUUGUCAAUUCAUACGAUUAACCAGGGCCAUAAUUUCGUCAAGAUGUCUUGCUCAUUAUCUACUGCAACUCUUGCAUUUGUGGAAUGAUUGGAGGGCUUAGGCAUUGAAGGGCAAGAAUCGAGAAUUGCCCCGUAAUGGCAAAGUGUUUUGGUAUGGUUUUGAUGUGUGAAAGGGAAAGGGCGCAUUUGAGAGAAUCUGGGGUUUUCCUUGAAGACUUCGUUAGAGACAUCGUCAAAUGAGAUAGAGAGGAGAUCAAGAACUGCGCAGCCACCAUUUUCCAAGAAUUACAUAUCGAACAGUUCUUUCUUUUAUAGAAAGAAAAACAUUUUGCUUUGUGUAUAAAGUACAUAUAUGAUAUUCAUGAUCAACUCAUUAUAGAUAGAGAGUCUAAUAUGGAGAGACAUUUGAUAGAUCCCAUCAAUCACAGCCCAAGAUUUCAUGUCACUUUUGUUUUCCUUUUUCUUUCCUGUCUUCCAUUUGGACCUGGUUUCUCCAAUGUGUAUUCAUCCCAUGGUUUCCACUGAAUCAGCUCUUUAUGAUCAA
Syzygium oleosum is the source of this 2491-nucleotide messenger RNA. Its product is annotated as B3 domain-containing transcription factor NGA1. The coding region runs from base 562 to 1896 and encodes 444 amino acids. The record is from RefSeq and is a predicted model, not a curated record. Lineage: Eukaryota; Viridiplantae; Streptophyta; Magnoliopsida; Myrtales; Myrtaceae. Gene Ontology annotation, molecular function: DNA-binding transcription factor activity; DNA binding. The transcript has a single exon.